CUCGACUUCUUCAUCUUCUCUUGUCUCUCUUGUCUCUUGUUAAAACAAACACCAGCGCGUGCCAAAAUCCUCGUCACGCCCAGUUUUCACCAUUCAUUCCGUCCAUCACGCUAGAGUCGACGUAACUCAUUUCCACAAACUCGAGUGGCACACGGCCGCCACUCACACGUUACAAAACUGCAACAGCACGCAACAAACACUGCCCCACCGUCGUUCCCACUCGCCACCACUUCCACCACCAUGACCUUCUUCCCCAUCGUCUGGCAGAUCGCCUCGUCGCUCUGCGGCAUCAUCUACUUCACGGCGUGGAGCGUGUCAUUUUACCCCCAGCUCCUGCUCAACUACAGGCGAAAAUCGACCAAGGGCCUCUCACCCGACUUUGUCUACCUCAACCCAAUAGGCUUCUUCGGCCUGCUCAUCUGGUGCGCGGGCGCGCUCUUCUCGAAAUCAGCACGCGAGGAGUAUGCACGCAGACACGACGGCCACUACCCCCAAGUGUCGUUUUCCGACCUCGCGUUCGCGGCCCACGCGUUCACCUUCUCGACCUUGACGCUGCUCCAACACUGGUACUACGUGUGGCUGAGGAAGAGGCACGAGGCGGACCCGUACGCGCUCGUCGACGCUGAGCGCCGCCCUCUCCUCACGCAGGACGAGAAGACGGCCUCGGCACCCACCACCCCGAGCCGCUUCGUCCGCGUCCUCAUCGCCCUCAUCGGCAUCUCGGCAGCAUACCAGGCCAUCGCACUCUACCGUGGCAAGGUCAUGUUCCUCGACGUCCUCUACUACACGUCGUUCGUCAAGCUCGUCAUCACCAUCACAAAGUACAUCCCCCAGCUGUACCUCAACUACAAGCUGCAGACGGUGCAGGGCUUUGCCAUCACGACCAUUUUCCUGGACCUCACAGGCGGCAUCUUCUCGCUCCUGCAGCUCGUCAUCUCGGCUGUGUUCAUCGACCGCCAGCCUGCCGGCAUCAUUGCCAAUCCCGGCAAGCUCGGGAUGUCGGGCAUCACUUUCUUGUUCGACUUCCUGUUCAUUUACCAGCACUACGUCGAGUACCCCGAACCCACAAAGGAGGAGGAGCAGCCAGAACAACAACAAUAGACGACAGCAAGACUGUUAUAGCAAUAGAUGUCUGAUACCAUUAGCACCUUGUAGCAUCAUUCAUUGUAUGAAGCACCCUUAACGAUUC
Messenger RNA from Vanrija pseudolonga, 1189 nucleotides. RefSeq names its product Cystinosin. NCBI's taxonomy places the organism in Eukaryota, Fungi, Basidiomycota, Tremellomycetes, Trichosporonales, Trichosporonaceae. Gene Ontology annotation, biological process: L-cystine transport. The transcript is spliced from 4 exons. Gene Ontology annotation, cellular component: fungal-type vacuole; vacuolar membrane. Gene Ontology annotation, molecular function: L-cystine transmembrane transporter activity. Bases 241 to 1101 code for a protein of 286 amino acids. The record is from RefSeq and is a predicted model, not a curated record.